ACUUUUAUUAUAUAUACUGUAUGAAGCUUUAAUAUAGACUUGAUAUAACAUGUCGGAGUUCUAUGUGUUCUGUGCUUUAUCCUGCUUGUUAUUUGAUAGAUAUUCAAUAAAAAAAAGUGAUCUUCAGUUAAUAAUACUUGUAUCUGUAUCGACUGCGGUACUGUACGUGAACAAUGUACAUUUUAAAUAGAUACAGUAGAUCACUGAACACCAUAAGUUGGUUUAACUUUCAAGUGUGUGACUGAUUCAGUGUGUGUGUGUGUUUACACGCGCGUCCGCGUGUGUGUAGAGCAGCUCCGCCUCCACGCACUAACACCAAACACGGGAGUCCUGCUUGAGUCAGUUGAACUCACAGCGUUAUGAAACAAGACACCUUCAUUUCAUCAAUGACACGAACAGAAGGGGUACAUAUGAACUUCAUUAACAUGAUGUGAGUUGUUAAAAUGACAGCGGAGUAACUACACAAACAGGAGAAGGUAUUAAACUGUGACGGAGAACAACCGACGCACAAGAGAGAUUCUCGCACGUUUCUAUCAUGCCAGCUCAAAGGAUGUUCGUCUUCCAGCUCUCCCUGUUCUUUUGUUCCUGGCUGUCAUCCAUUCACGGUCUUGAUUUCCGCUAUUAUAACAGCGUGGAAAUGGAGCAGUACUUGAAAGACGUCAACAGGACGUAUCCUGAGAUCACACAUCUACACAGCAUCGGACAGUCUGUCGAAGGAAGAGAACUCUGGGUCUUAAUACUGGGUCAACAUCCGAGAGAACACAGGACAGGCAUCCCGGAAUUCAAAUAUGUGGGAAACAUGCACGGGAACGAGGUUGUAGGGCGUGUGUUACUGCUUCAGUUGAUCAAUUAUCUGACCAGCCGUUACCUGAGUGACCCGCUGGUGACACGUAUGUUGAACAGCAGUCGUGUGCACAUCCUGCCAUCCAUGAACCCGGACGGCUUUGAGUCAUCUGACCGGGACUGCAUAAACUCAGUGGGCCGGUAUAAUAAGAACGGCGUGGACCUGAAUCGCAAUUUUCCGGAUGCAUUUGAGAGUAAUACCGAGCAGGAAAUUGAGAAAGAAGUCAGUGCAGUGAUGGACUGGCUGAAGACGGAGACUUUCGUCCUGUCGGCCAAUCUCCACGGAGGUGCGGUGGUGGCCAGCUACCCCUACGACAACAGCAACAGAGGAAGCGAGCUGCAAGGAGGCCAGAGCAUCUCCCCCGACGAUGACGUGUUUAUCCACUUGGCAAAGACAUACUCCUACAACCACACUGAAAUGCACAACGCAAACAGUUGUUCCGAUUUUAUAGGCUUUGACCACGGCAUCACUAACGGAUACUACUGGUAUCCUCUAAAAGGGGGAAUGCAAGACUAUAACUAUGUGAAGGCACAGUGUUUAGAGCUCACACUGGAAAUAUCUUGCUGCAAGUUUCCUCUAGAGUCACAGCUUCCUGGCCUAUGGGAGGCCAACAGACCUGCACUACUGGCUUACAUGCAGCAAGUACACCUAGGAGUGAAAGGAGUAGUGAUGGACUCAGACGGGAAGCCUGUGCAAAACGCUGUAGUCGAGGUGUCGGGAAGAAGAAAUCUGUGUCCGUUCAGUAGCGAUCGGAACGGGGAGUACUUCAGACUGCUGCUGCCCGGCACAUACACCAUCACGGUGACACACCCAGGACACGAGACCCUCACACAGAGGAUUAAAGUGCCAUAUGGUCCCGACUCGUUCUCUGCCCUGACACACAACUUCAUCCUUCGGCAGAAAGACAACAUCUCAACAGGAGCGGCACCAAGUCCUCAGUCCUGCACCAACGCAAUCACAACACUUACCUUAUUCAUCCUACAAAGACUGCUGUCCUGAGAGGGAGCAAAGACUCUUUUAAACAUUAAAGACAAACUCAACUGCCUUUCUUGCACACACAUAUUUUUUUUUAAUUCUGUACUAAAUCAUGAUGCCAUAUCGAGCAUUGUCAAACAAUCAAUAGUGGCAUGCAUGUAAAGACUCGAUCCACAGCGCAAGUUAUUGAAACAGUACAGUUAAACGUAAAACUUUUUCCUGUGUCUCAGAUAAUGCUUUAUAAUGAUGUCAAAUUUAAGAUGCCUGCAUAUCUGCUGUCAAUAUUGGAAGACCAGUUGCUACAAUACUGACAUAUGAAGAUUGACAAGUUGAAGGAUGUGUGUACAAUUUUUAACUCUUUGAGAAACGUACUAUUCAUGAUUGUUUUUAUUUGAAGACGCUGCAGAUAGUUUGCCAGGAAAAUUAUCUUAACCUUUUGCAUAUUAAUGUGUCUUUGCAUCUGUGUAACAUGAAGACAACCAAGCCAAAAAAACAACAACAACAAAAAAAACCUGGUGCUCUUUCUACCUCACUCAGUUUUACUUUACAAAGACUGUGCCUUCAAUAAACAUCAUACACAGGA
This is a messenger RNA of Pimephales promelas (fathead minnow), 2402 nucleotides long. RefSeq names its product carboxypeptidase M (gene cpm). The record is from RefSeq and is a predicted model, not a curated record. Gene Ontology annotation, molecular function: zinc ion binding; metallocarboxypeptidase activity. NCBI's taxonomy places the organism in Eukaryota, Metazoa, Chordata, Actinopteri, Cypriniformes, Leuciscidae. Gene Ontology annotation, biological process: protein processing; peptide metabolic process.